AUGUCUAGCUUUGGAAGUCCCGGAGAUUUAGGUUUGGGGAGUACUUCCUUUGUUCAGCCACACAAUUAUCAAUUUGGAACAGCAACUUCCGGCUCCUUCCAAUCAUCUGACGAUUAUCUUUCUGUUAGCAUGGAUGUCAGCGCUUUUGCUCCAGAGGACUUGAAGGUGUCAAUUGUUGGAAAUCAAUUAGUCGUGGAAGGCAAACAUGGAGAAAAAUCAGACGCCCUUGGAAGCAUUGAGCGCCACUUUAUCCGCAAAUUUACAUUGCCAAGGAAUGCCCAUCCAGACCUCGUUCAGAGCAAUUUGACAGCUGAUGGUCAUCUCACUGUAACUGCUAGUGCUCCAAAAAUUAAAGAAACCUCACCAGGCCGCACAAUUCCAAUCAAAAUUGUCAACACAAACACAACUGGAUCAUCAUUCGGACAACAACCAUCAACUUGUAAGAAUUAA
Molecule: messenger RNA, 450 nt
Organism: Meloidogyne enterolobii
Lineage: Eukaryota; Metazoa; Nematoda; Chromadorea; Rhabditida; Meloidogynidae
Source: the annotation of a GenBank genome assembly